Messenger RNA from Aspergillus bombycis, 2412 nucleotides. Its product is annotated as C2H2-type zinc finger protein. The record is from RefSeq and is a predicted model, not a curated record. Gene Ontology annotation, cellular component: chromatin. The coding region runs from base 1 to 2412 and encodes 803 amino acids. Gene Ontology annotation, molecular function: DNA-binding transcription factor activity, RNA polymerase II-specific; zinc ion binding; RNA polymerase II cis-regulatory region sequence-specific DNA binding. The transcript is spliced from 6 exons. Gene Ontology annotation, biological process: regulation of transcription by RNA polymerase II; DNA-templated transcription. Lineage: Eukaryota; Fungi; Ascomycota; Eurotiomycetes; Eurotiales; Aspergillaceae.
AUGCCACCUUCUCGAAUCUCCAAUGUGGGUCGUCAAUCUAGUACUGUGGCUGGAAAGUCUUUUACUUGUACAUACUGCCAGCGUGACUUUCGACGUCUGGAGCAUCUCCAACGUCAUGUGAGACUCCAUACAAAUGAAAAGCCGUUUAUAUGUCCCUGUGGACAGACAUUUGCCAGGAAAGACCUUCUGAAGCGUCACCAACGAAUUGCCCAUGGUGGCGAUCAGAAUCCGACACCCUCGCGUAUAGAAGUGAGCUCACGAGCUAGCGAGCUGCCUUCCGACACUAUCUCUCCCUCAAGGAAUCGCCCCUCACAUGUUGGGACCCCAAAUACGGCAGCAUCUUUUAUCUCACCAUCCACUCCUAGCUUAGGUACUACAGUGGAGACGAGCUCUCAUGUAGCCUCGAACGGAAACCACCUGCCGGGGUAUAAUUCAUCACCGAGGGAACCAGGUGUGGAGGUAACAGCAAACCCGCUGCUUGCUGGAACUAGCUCAGGCGAUGCAGUGCUUUCCAUUACUCAAGAACCAGAUAUCACAUUUCCCGACCCACACAAUUUCUAUGACCCUUUGGAGGACUUCACUAGCUUCAUCGACAAUAUGGGCCUGGCUCUUGAUUCGGAGAGUCUCAUUGAUCUCAGGAGUAUCCCACUAGAGCAUGCACCGCUAUCCAACGCGGCCCAUACGAACCACUACCACGCUCGUGUCUCCCAAAAUCCAAGGCCAGACUACGACGAGGAGCAAAGCGAGAGCGCUCACCGGGCACAGUCACCCACCUUGCUGCCGAUUCCAUUGAAUCCAGCGGCGGUGCAGGCAGCUGUGUAUAUGCCACAGUUGAAGAUCACAGAGGCACAGAGGGCGCACCUUGUGGAAGCACUCGGUCCAUUUCAGCAUUUAUUGCCUGGAUUCACACUGCCAUCUCGAGACUCUUUAACCCGAUUUCUAAACGCCUAUUUCGACAGGGUUUAUCCACAUUUCCCUUUUAUGCAUGGCCCAUCAUUUCUACCGGAGAACUAUCCCUUAGAGUUGAUUUUAUCGAUGGCAGCAUCUGGCGCUCAAUAUCGGUAUGAGCACCGUAAAGGCCGGGUACUCUUUUACGCAUCGAAAGCAAUUUUUCAUGAGCGGCAGCGACACAGGGAGGCCACCUCAUGCAAAUCGGAUCUACUACCCCCGCCGAUCGUAGUAAACCCCGACCCUUACUACCCAAGUCCGACAAUUACGGACGAUAUCAGAUGUCUACUCAAUUUGGCUAUAUACGCAACCUGGCAGCAAGAUCCUGAGGUCGUCAAAGGUGUUUGCGGGCUUCAAAGCACACUCGUUCGCCUGCUGAGAGAAAGCGGAUUAGUAGAAGUGAACAUCCCAGACUCGGACGAACUCGACUGGCAGACAUGGUUACGACUGGAGCUGGAUCGCCGUGUCAAACUCUUUGCGUUUGCCUUCCUGAACCUACAAAGCAUUGCAUAUAACCUACCACCUAUUCUCUUGAGCCACGAAAUCAACCUUCGACUCCCCUGCACCUGCGAGGAAUGGAGAGCGGUCGACGAGAGCAAUUGGAGGCAAUUUCGCGAAGAUAUUUCUCGAGAGCAGAGCCUUUUCCCAGACGCCCUAGCCUUUCUGUUAGCGGGCAAGGAGGCCCCGAGUUCACUCAAGCCAAUCCCUUCUCCGUCGGCUAGCAUCAUUAUGAUACAUGGACUCCUCCACCGCAUUCUCCUCAGCAGGCAGGGAUCGCUGUCCGGUGUUAUUUCGUCAGACCAGCUGGACAUAUUCGAGAAUGCCUUACGACGCUGGACAUCUACAUGGCAACUGGCACCCGAAUCCAGUCUUGACCCCCUGAACCCCAACGGUCCUAUUCCUUUCACAUCGACCGCGUUGCUUGGACUGGCAUACACCCGCCUUCAGCUAGACCUCGGGCCGUGUAGAGCAUUAAUCACAAGAGACCCACGACAGAUUGCCUCCACCUUGCUUGACUCCAAGCCUCUCACCCGCAGUCGGCGCCUCCUUCCCGCCCUACUCCAUGCCACCCACGCACUGAGCAUCCCAGUAAAGCUAGGCCUAGAGUACAUAUCUCGAAGCCAGGCCUUUGUAUGGAGUAACCAACACGCACUCUGCGGCGUAGAGUUCGCAGUUCUACUGAGUAAAUGGCUCCACGCUGUAGGCGAAACGCAGGAAAAGCAUCCACUGGAAGAACAUGAGCAGCGGCUCCUGAACUGGGUCCGUCGGAUCGUGGAAGAGGGCAGAACAUCUCUCGAUGAUAGUGAGGAUAAUACAUCUGAUGGACUGAACUGUGAGAGACUAGCCUUUUUCGUAGUGCACCUGUGGGCACGGAUCAUGCGCGGCAAUGCCCAAUGGCCUUUUAUAGAUAUCAUUGGACAUAGCUUGGAAUUAUACGCAAGUGGGCGUUAUGUGCUAUCAUAG